Molecule: messenger RNA, 645 nt
Organism: Sphaeroforma arctica JP610
Lineage: Eukaryota; Ichthyosporea; Ichthyophonida
Exons: 3
Coding region: 1-363 (120 amino acids)
Source: RefSeq, a predicted model, not a curated record
AUGACAUCCAAUCAAGGCCAUGCACCGCCUGUAUAUGCACAGCAAGGGGGUCCACAAGGCUACCCCCCACAACAACAGGGCUACCCACCACAGCAACAGGGCUAUCCUCCACAACAACAGGGCUACCCUCCACAACAACAGGGCUACCCUCCACAACAACAGGGUUACCCGCCACAGCAACAAGGUCCCCCCCCACAGCAGAGUUAUCCUCCGCAACAGUACGGCUAUCCACCACAAGCGAAUGGUCCUUCUCCUCAGGGCUACGCUCCGCCUAUGUCGUAUGACCAAACGCAGGCGGGGGCUGGUAGCAGUGGGGGAGCACCGCCUGGAUAUGGCAUCGCUAAUGAGAAUAAAGGGAAAUGAAGCGCAAGCCUGCUAGGUACUCGUAGGGUAUGUAACGAGUUGGGAUCGUGCCCGACCAUCACAAGCGAGUGGGCAACCAUCGCAACCAGUAAUAGACCUCCGCGACGAUUGCAUCACUGGAUGUAGGUUAAUAAUCAGACCCUACACAGGUGCAACGCAAACGCAGAACGCUUUGCGGUUAAAUUGCACUGUGCAGGCCAUUAGGAGACUAUAACAGCCCUGUCCAUUUUGAACUAGAAACGUUAUUUUAUAUUUUUCUUCUUUUUCAAAUUAAAAACAUGC